GUGCAACCCGCAGUGAUGUGCAGUGAGAAGCAGGCGUGGUGAAGCAUGCAGUGCUUGGGGGAGGGAUCCUUUGCUCCACAUCCCUGAGUGCCACCCAUGGUGCUUUCUCCCAAAGAUGCCCAGCAGUGCGGCUCCCAUUGCACAGCUCAGGGUGCUGCUGUGGCUGCUGCUCGUGCUGUCCCUGCUGGCAGGAUGCAUCCCCGCUCCCUGCCUGGAGGUCAUCCCCAGCAUAGCUUUCAGAUGCACAGGACAGAACAUCUCUGGAGUUCCUGCUGAAAUCCCAAACACCACCCUAGACUUGGACCUCAGUUUCAACAAUCUGAAAUCGCUGAGCUCAAAUUAUUUUUCAUCAGUACCUGAACUGCAGCUUCUGGAUCUUUCAAGGUGCCACAUCCAUGCAAUAGAAGAUAACACUUUUGUGGAUCUUUAUAACCUUUCUACCUUAAUUUUAACUGCCAAUUCCCUCCAGCAUCUGGGUCUGGCAGCCUUCUAUGGCUUAACGUCUCUGAAAAAACUAGUAUUGGUGGAAACCAGCAUAUCCUCUCUGUCUGACCUACCCAUCGGACACUUGAAUACCCUGCAGGAGCUGAAUCUGGGCCAUAACAACAUUACUUCAUUGAAGCUUCCUAAGUAUUUUGCCAACCUGACCUCUCUCAGGCACCUGAGCUUUUCCUCCAAUAAUAUUACAUAUAUCUCCAAAGGGGACCUUGAUGCCCUGAGGGAAACCAACAGGCUCAACCUCACAUUGGUACUUUCUAUGAACAAUAUAAAAUACAUCCAGUCAGGAUCCUUUGCAAAGAUUCACCUUGGUGAACUGGUUCUGAGAUCCUCUUUUGAGAACCUCCAUGUGAUGCACUCUUCUCUUCAGGGCCUGGCAGGUUUACAGGUCAACAGACUAAUAGUUGGAGAAUUCACUAACAUUAUGAAAAUGACAGCAUUUCAGAACGGACUCUUGAGUGGACUGUGUCAGGUACAGAUGCAGGAGUUUGUCUUAAUGUGUUUCAGAGAGUUUGAGAAUGACACAGACACUCUUUUUGACUGCAUAGGCAAUGUCUCCACUAUUAGGUUGGUAGACCUUAAUCUUGGAACGUUGUCAGAGGUUCCUAUGUUUUCUCAAGUGAAACGUCUGGAAUGGAAGAAAUGUAAGUUUCAGGAAUUGCCUGCUGAGAAGCUCUCUCUUUUUAAGGAGUUGAGAGUGCUUCGUAUUACCAAGAGCAAAGACCUAAAUAGCUUCGAGCAAAACUUUGGGAGUCUAACUUACUUGGAAGUCGUUGAUUUGAGUGCGAAUCGUCUCUCCUUCCUUACCUGCUGUUCCCCUAAGUUUCCCGGCUCUCCAAAUUUGAAACACUUGAACCUAAGCUUCAAUUCUGACAUCAGUUUGACUGGAGAUUUUGCUAAUCUGAGAAAUCUGCUAUACUUGGACUUUCAACACACAAAGUUAAUUCAUCAUGGCACCUACCCUGUCUUUCUAGUCCUUCAGAAACUCAUUUACCUUGAUAUCUCCUACACCAAAACUCAUGUUAUAUCCCAUCAUAUCUUUCAUGGCUUGAACUCUUUGCAAGUGCUCAAGAUGGCAGGCAACUCCUUUGAGAACAAUACACUGAUCAACCACUUUGAAAACGUAAGACGCCUCCGCAUCUUGGAUAUUUCAAGUUGCAAAUUAGUAUGGGUGGACCAAAGUACAUUUAACGCACUUUCUGAACUAAAAGAGCUAAUCAUCAGCAACAACAAGCUAUUGACUUUUGAUCCUGUAACCUACAGGCCACUCCAAGCCCUCACAUCCCUGGAUUUCAGCAACAACCAGUUGAGUUUUCUGUCAGACUCAGCCCUGGAAAUCCUGCCUGACAGUCUGGUCUUGCUAGACAUUUCUCAUAACUUAUUCGAAUGCUCCUGCAUACACUUGAACUUCCUGAAAUGGGUCAAGGAAAAGCAGGAUCUACUGCAGAACAAGCGUUCGAUGAUAUGCCACACACCUGCCUACAUGAAGAAUGUGAGCCUGUUAAACUUCGAUAUGUCCUCUUGCCAUCCCAACCCAACCACAGUAGCAUGCUCAGUGAUUGUUUUGCUUGCUGCAGGAAUAUUUCUAUUCCUCAUUUAUAAGUACUACUUCCAGCUAUAUUACUUAUUGGUGCUGCUCAGUGGGUAUAAACACUCUGCAGAAAGGGGAGAUACCUAUGAUGCCUUUGUUAUCCAUUCCAGCAAAGACCAAGAAUGGGUGAUGAAAGAGCUGGUGGAACCCUUAGAAGAAGGAAAACCUCCCUUCCAGCUUUGUCUUUACUACAGGGAUUUUUUACCAGGGGUACCCAUUGUCACUAAUAUAAUCCAAGAAGGUUUUCUGAGUAGCAGAAAUGUCAUUGCAGUCAUCUCAGCUGACUUUCUGGAAAGCAAGUGGUGUAGCUUUGAGUUUGACAUUGCUCAGUCCUGGCAGCUUGUUGAAGGGAAGGCUGGAAUCAUCAUGAUCGUACUAGGGGAAGUGGAUAAGACCUUGCUGAGGCAGAGGCUGGGACUGUCCCGAUAUCUGAGGAGGAACACUUAUCUGGAGUGGAAAGACAAGGAAAUCAGCAGGCAUAUCUUCUGGAGGCAGCUGAUGUCAGUCCUGCUAGAAGGCAAAAAAUGGAAUCACGAGGAGAUAAAACUCAUGUAAAGAGAAAGAAACAUCACUUCUGUCCUGUCUCCCACCCAAGCCCUGGCUGAUGUUUGAUGCUCAGAAGCUGGUACUUCUGUGGCUGUUCAGGGUUGGACAAAGUGAAGAGAGGCAAUGUAAAAGCACUACAGAAACACCUACUUUGAUGACUGCCCUUCCUCCAGGCAGCUAUCAAGAAAAGCAGUGGCAACAGCUGAAAAAACUGCAGAUGCCUGAGCUCUGUGGUUGUCCGUAGCAAUCAGCUGAAGCUGGUCCAGCAAUCCAUGCAGGGAUCAGUGGACAGAUUUGAGAAUGGAUGGGCUGUUCUUACCUCUGAAACUCAGCUUUGCUUAGGGGGAAUUCAGUCUGCCACUAUGAGCGGACCCUGGGGUUUCCAGGGGAGAGUGAAGGUACAGAACUAUUGGCUCUCAACUCUAAACAUGAUAGGAAAAGAAACAAGAUUUAGGUCUUUAGGUCUGGGUUAGCAAUACUGAAAGUACCCCAUCACCACCGUGACUAAAAGGAAGGAAAGUUUAAUGCCAUUGAAUCAUAGUACAGAGCAAUUUAUUGACGUGUUGGAUAUUGAAUACUGUUGGAGUAUUGCUCUCUAUUUACGGAAGGCUUUGGUUGGGAUUAAUCACUGAAUUAGUCUAGUCUUAAACUUGCAAAUCCCUCUUAAUCAAUGCCGUUCUACAGAGGUAAAACAGAAGCAAUUGAGUGAUGAAUCAGACUUGAUAUUUUCUCAGAAGAAAGGGCCUGAUCCAUCUCACUUUUCUAAGCACCAGAUAGCAACAUCUCUGUGGUAGCCAGCGAUAGGUGAGAUUGACUUCAGACAUUAUUUGCAAAAGACGGAAAGCUAAUUUCAGGGCUUGUGCUGGAAAAAGCUGCACCACAGUCCCCUCUCUGCGUGUUCUGUCAGUAGUGUAUUGGGAUAACACUAACAAAAAUCUCACAGCCCUCCCUAAGGUCGUCUAUGACCCACGAGACAAAGCUUUAAUAAAACCAAGCUGGAUGCUGCGUUUGCUUACCUGGACAGUUUGUUUUUCGGUUCCAAAGUGCAAUGCUCCUCACCUCUGCCUUGAUCAAUGUGCCCUGAGCUCUGCAGCUCACAGCACCCCCAGACCCUCACCCAGGGCAGGGGAUGGGAUGGGCUAUGGGAGGUAGAGCUGGGAUACAGGCCCAGCUCUAGGUUCCUUGCAUCAAGGCUACUGGAGAGUAUGGAAGAAAAGCAAGUAUUAGCCUGGAUAUCAUCAGUUACAUCAGAAAAAGAAUGAGGUAUAAUGAAAUGGGGUGCUCCUGAGUUGAGCAGUACGGAAGCAGCACCUCUCCAUCCUUCUUUGUGUCUCUUCUGCAAACAGUUCAGUGUGUACGUAUUUCUGGCACGGAGAACAGCAUCCUAUGAUUCUUGAUUGUAAUUGUAAUAAUGGGCUUCAGAAAGCCUGCAAGUGGUUCUGAGCAUCGCAAUAAGGGUUUAGGCCAGUAUUGUUUAAAAAGGAAUGGUUUAUUGAAUAUCAAAACAACUUUAGGAGGAGAGCAGGGGUGAUGCAGAGAGGAGGCUCCCACCUGUACAAAGAAAGCAGAAGGCAGUCACGUGGCAUCCUCGUCCUCUUCAAACACUCUUGGGGUCUCCACAGCAGAGGCAGAUUCAUGAAUUGCCCUGGGCUUUCUUGCUGCCCAAGACAAAGAACAAAAGCCAAAAUGGAUUCAGGAAAGGGUGAGGGGGGAGAGAUUGUGAGGCAGAGCCUGGAGCAGAGACCCUUGUUCAGAAAACAAGGGAAACAGAUGAGGCUUAUCCUCUGUGAGCCCAGUCAACACCAUACCUGUUUCCCUUGAUACAUUUAGAUAUUCCCUUGGCCUCAAUAACAGUCAGUGCUUAGAAGACACAAGCUGAUUUAUUUUAUUGCCAAAUCUUCAGCAUCAGAAGCAGGAUAUACAUUCCUGCGAGGCAUGAUGCUCAGCAGAACAGUGUGGCAGAAGACAAGAACAGCCCAUGUUGGGGUGCAGUGCCAAGCUGCUGUGUGCUGUAGGUGUCCACCUGUCACUGCAGGCUCCCAUGCUCCCAGCUGUCCUCCCUUCCCAACCCGACCUGCCACCAAAAAGUACUCUGUGGUUUAUGAGCUGAGGAGAGAAAGGCUGAGAACAGUUGUAUUUUCACUAUUUACCUGGCAGAGAAAGAGUAGACUUGGCUUUCCUAGAAUCAUUAUGGUUGGAAACGACCUCUAAGAUCCCCAAGUCCAACCUCAGCCCACCCCACCACGUCCACUGAUGUCCCUGGGCAGCCUGUGCCAAUGCAUUACCACUCUUCUGAGAAGAAGUGUUUCCUAAUAUCCAACCUGAACU
Molecule: messenger RNA, 4963 nt
Organism: Phasianus colchicus (ring-necked pheasant)
Lineage: Eukaryota; Metazoa; Chordata; Aves; Galliformes; Phasianidae
Gene: TLR4
Product: toll like receptor 4
Biological process (GO): detection of lipopolysaccharide; immune response; toll-like receptor 4 signaling pathway
Cellular component (GO): plasma membrane; lipopolysaccharide receptor complex
Molecular function (GO): transmembrane signaling receptor activity; protein binding; lipopolysaccharide binding
Source: RefSeq, a predicted model, not a curated record